Messenger RNA from Callithrix jacchus (white-tufted-ear marmoset), 7507 nucleotides. Lineage: Eukaryota; Metazoa; Chordata; Mammalia; Primates; Cebidae. The record is from RefSeq and is a predicted model, not a curated record.
GGAGGAAAGACUAUUUUGCUUCUGAUUGCAGGAGUACUUGGGGCAUAUUAUGUUUAUACUCCUCUCCCAGAUAAUAUUGAGGAACCCUGGCGACUGGUGUGGAUAGGUAUACCUGUGAAAAUGAUAACAAAUUUGAACACAGACGCCACUACAAGGAGGUCAAUAGGAAUCAAUUCAGUCUUUAAAAUCGAGGAGUGAAGAGUAGUCAUCAAUAAUUCCAGCUGCCUGCAUUACUGAAGUGGCAGUUCUUAGGAGGACAAUCAGAAGUAUUAAGAGCCACAUAUUUGCCAGUGUCUAUAUGAAUGCCCACAGUACUGCAAAACGAAAAAAUAAUGACUUUUCCUUCUUUUCUACCCAGCUUUGUUAGUUGAAUUCUUGGGAAUCGAUCAUUUUGUAAACACUGCAAUGUUCUUCAUGAGCUUUCAAGAAGUCCCACCUACAUCUGAUGAAAAUGUUACUGUGAUGGAGACGACUUUUAAUGAUGUUCCUGUCCGUGUGUACGUGCCAACACGAAAGUCGGAGAUACUAAGAAGAGGCUUAUUUUAUGUUCAUGGUGGUGGUUGGUGCAUGGGGGAUGCUGCUUUGUUUAACUAUGACUUUCUGUCAAGGCGAACAGCUGAUAGACUUGAUGCUGUUGUUGUAUCAACCAACUACAGACUAGCACCUAAAUAUCACUUUCCAAAUCAAUUUGAAGAUGUAUAUAAUGCACUAAGAUGGUUGUUACGCCAAGAGAUUCUUGAAAAAUACGGUAUAGAUCCUAAAAGAAUUGGCAUUUCUGGAGACAGUGCUGGUGGAAAUUUAGCUGCAGCGGUGACUCAACAGCUCAUAGAUGACCCAGAUAUCAAGAUCAAACUCAAGCUUCAGUCUUUAAUAUAUCCUGCCCUUCAGACUCUUGACAUGGAUUUACCAUCGUAUCGGGAAAAUCGAGACUCUCUAGUCCUGUCCAAACCACUCAUGGUCAGGUUGUGGAGUGAAUACUUUACCACAGACAGAUCACUUGAAAAAACCAUGUUCUUUAAUCAACAUGUACCAAUGGAAUCAAGCCAUCUGUUGAAAUUUGUUAAUUGGAGUUCCUUGCUCACUGAGAAGUUUAAGAAAGGCCACUCUUAUUACAGUCCAAAUCAUGGUAGUUCUGAGCUGGCUAAAAAAUAUCCAGGGUUCCUAGAUGUGAGGGCAGCCCCUUUGUUGGCUGAUGACAACAAGUUGCGUGAUUUGCCCUUGACCUACAUCAUCACCUGUCAAUAUGACAUCUUAAGAGAUGAUGGACUCAUGUAUGUCACCCGACUACGGAACGCUGGAGUUCAAGUGACCCAUAACCACAUUGAGGAUGGAUUCCAUGGAGCUCUUUCCUAUAAUGGGCUUAAAAUUGGGUAUAGAAUAGAAAAUCAGUAUAUGAAUUGGCUAAGUAAAAAUCUAUAAUAAAAAUCUAAGCAAUGGUUUAUUUAAAAUGUAGAAGGCUCAGAACAGGAAGCAAAUUAGUGAAAAUCAAAGGUUGAUGUUUGAAUUGAUCUUUAUCAUCUGUGACCUUCUAAGGUCCUCAUAGCCAUAGUGGGUUUUGUUUUUGUUUUUAUUUUUUUGACUGCUAGCAAAUUCUUCUCCACUUUAUUUACUUUUCUAAGUGUUAUUCACUCACUUCGCAUUUUCUUCGGCUACCAUGACUCAAUUGUUAAAUCCCUAUUUACAGUUCUAGUUUUUUGAUUGGCUAAAAAUAUUACUGAAGAGAAGAAAGUUUUAAACAAACACAUGUGGUUUGUAAAAUGCCAGAGUUUUAGUCAGCAUGAAUUUAGAGACUUGACGUGCUGCCCUGUGAGAACUAAUAGGAAAUAUGUGCCAUCUCUUUUAAAAAGCAUUUGCCUCAAUAUAAUACUGUUUGCCUAUUAUUGUAAAAUUCAAUUCUUAAUACAGACCUCUUCCUGUACUAAGUUAACAACAUUAAUGCAAAUGAUCUUUUAGGUACUUUAGGGAAAGCCAGCUCUAAUUUUGUGAGAAAUUAAGAAGGUUGAAGUAGGUACGAAGCCAGCAUAAGGCAGUAGCUCCACAUGUGGCAGUGACUUAUAGUGGUGAGCAAAGCUUAGGACAUAGAAGAAAUGAUACAACCAAAUUAAAAAACUUCUAUCGCUAAAAGUUCUUAAGUCCUAUAGGCACUGUUUGGGGGGAAAGACCACGAACAACAAGCCGUAGCGAUCAUAUGGUAAUAAGGUUUGAUCGCUUUGGAAGUGCAUUGGGGAAGACAGCCGAGGGCCAGCAUGGAGUUUCCUCACAGACACUGGACACCAAAGUUUCUUUUCUUUCUUAAAAAUUAUUUAUUUAUUUUAUUUUAAUUUUUUAAAAGAUAAGGUUUCACCAUAUUGCUCAGGCUGGUCUUGAAGUCCUGACCUCAGGUGAUCUGCCCGCCUCAGUCUCCCAAAGUGCUGGGAUUCCCAGCACUUUUUUAUUUUACUUAUUUUAUUUUUUAAAUUUUUAUUGGAAGCCAAAGUUUCUUUAUUUUACUGCUCAGCUGUUGACAGCCAGAAAUCGCUGGUGGGGACAAUGGGGAAAAUCAUACACUUUCGUUUUUGUUUGUUUUAUCAGGAAAAACAAUAGCAUUCCUGGAAGCCCCACUCAUAAAUAUACGUAUACAUAUGUAUAUACAUUCCUAUAUGUCAUUUUACAGAAUUAUAUUUCAUGUCAUGAGCCUUAGCUGUUAAAGCUGCCUGAGAAGUCAUAUUUUUUAAUCUGAGCACAUCAUUCUGAAUAAAGCUUAUAUUCAGUAAAAUCAUGUCAGUGGUAGAUAGGCAAUAAGAAGUAGGCCACAAAUUCUUUAGGGUAAGUGAUUAAAAUUACGUGUGAAUAACACAUAGAAAUAUUUGGAGUCAUAUAAUGCAUGGAAUGGAUGUAUAGAUGAGUUACAGUUCCCAAUGGGGCAUCAUUGUAAUAUUUGUGUACUCAAUUACUCGCAGAAGGCCUUUCUCUAAUUUUUUACUUAGAUCUCUAUGCCCUAUUCCUUUACCUCCCUCAAACCAGGUGCCCACAAAUCAAAAUAAUCUGUUUCAUGAUGUAAGGAGUAGGAGUCUUAAUUUGGAGUAGGAGGACACAUUUAAAUAUAGACAUAAAGUUUUAAUUAAAAACCUUAUUAAAGCAACAUAAACAAUAAUAAUGAAAUGAAUUGGUAUUAAUUAUACCACGUUUUUCCAGGACUCCUGCCCAAAGGAAGAGGUAAUAGAGUGAGGGAAUGAUAGCAACAGCAACAAAACAUCUUUUAUUAUUUACUGACAGAUUCAAUGUCUGGUUCAAAUCUCCACCUAGGUCCUUACCUUUGGUUUUCUCAAAGUAAAAUGUGAUAAAUAACUAUGGGUGUCCCCUACCUUACCAACUGGCUUCUUUUGUCCUAAGUCACCAGGACUGGUUCUUUCUAAUUGUUUUUUAUCCUUCUCUACAUUAGUCAUUAGUCUCAAGUCACUCUCAUCUCCCAAAUUCUAAUCCAUACAAGUCAUUCCCUGUACCUUUUUCUGUCUUUCUCGUAGUCCCUUCCUGAUUCCUACAAAUUCCACUGUGCUGGCUGGAGCUCACGAUUCAUUAUGAGUGACAUCCUCAAACUUUUGUCAGUGUUCUCUCUCAACUUUCAGCUGAGCUCCAGUACUUAAUUUAGGAUCAGGCUUCUUCUAUUUUUUUUUCUUCCAUAUUAUUCAUACUACAGGAGCUUAACAUGAAGUAGAUGUCUUCCUUCCUCAUUGUUGCUCUCAGACUGUUCCAUUUCUCUAAAGCCUUCUGAAUUAUUGUAGCAGGCUAGAUCACCAGUCUCCCUUCCAUUUUGUAGUCAUCUUCUUACCUCUGAGUCACUGGCUCUCAUGUCUCAAACAUUUUACCUUUAACUUCAUUGUCACUCUAAUAAUCAGAUCCAUUAUUAUUGUCACUUCAAUAUCCAAAAUGUAAUAUCUCCAAUAUUAUAGUUGAGAACCUCAAAAUCUAUAUAGAUAAUAUAGCCAGCAAGGCAGACUCUGAUUUUUAUGACUUAUUCUUCCCCAAUGGUCUGUCCUCUAUUCUUCUAUUCUGCACAAACCAUUUGUCCGUAUAAUCAUGCCUUUGACCUUGUUACUAACAAAAACUACACCCUCUCUAUAAUCUCAGCAUUAAAUAGACUACUGUCAGAUUAUAACUGCUGUAUUUGUAAGUUGCUCCCACUAAUACUUCAAUAGCCACAGUACUUAAGAAUUUUACCGGGAUUUCGUAUUUCUUCACUAUGCUCAUGUAUUUUUUUCUUUUUUUCAUUACUCAGAUUAAGUUGUAUAGUCAGUCAUUAUCACUUCAUUACAUAUAUACUCCCAGGUUUUCUCUCUCUCCUUCCUCCAUAACCCUUUAUCCUUUACAGAUGAGCAUGAUAGAAUAAAAUAAUAAUGUGUCAAUGUUCUCAUUGACACAUGCAGGCUUCCAGUGUGCCCUUAAUGCUGCCCAUCAAUUACAUUAUUUUCCCCAAGUCAAUCUCUCCUAUUAUUAUAUUUAAAUUGUGCUCUCAUGUAAGGCCAAAUUCUCUUAAGUGUAUGCUAUAUUUCAUCCUCUUUUGCUUUCUCAAGAACAAUAUUCUAGAAAUUAUCUACUUUUUCUUCUGCUUUAUUGCUGUCUGAUGGAUCAUUUCCACCAGAAUACAAAUAUGAUAAAAUUUCACUUUCUUUAAAAAAACUCUUAUGACUCUAUUUGCCCUUCCAGUUUCCACCACAUUUCUCUAUUUUCCUUUAUAGCAAAACAAAAAAGAAAAAUUGGGUAGAACGGUCUAUAUUUGCUGCCUCCAUAUACUUUCUUCCAAAUCUUUCUUAUUUAUCUUCUCCAAUCAACCUUUCAUCCAAACUUGCUCUAACCACCAAAAUCCUUGUCAAUGUUAAUGAUGUAGCAGACUAGAUCACCAAUCUCCCUUCCGUUUUGCAGUUUUCUGCUUACCUGUGAGUCACUGACUCUCAUGUCACUAUCGUUUUCUGAUCUACUCUGAGUAGAGUGCUUCUGAUCUUGGAACUCAGGUCUCUUCUCUAUCUGCAGUUUAUUCUCUGAGAUGCCAUUCAGUCUCAUGGCUUUAAAUGACCUGGAAGGCAACCCUCCCCUCCAGGUCACAUCUUCAGUCUGGAACUUCUCAAAUCCAGAUUAGUUAUAUAUCCAAUGUCCUACUUGGCAAGUUCACUUGGAUUUAAAUAAAAAUCCCAAACAAAUUUUUGAUCUCCCUCAAAUAACCUCUGAUCUUUGUCUUUCUCAUUUCAAUAAAUAGCUAUUGCAUAUUUCAGUUGUUCUAAACAAAAGAAAAAGGAGCAAAAAAUUAGCUAUUUUUAAUUUUAUUUUUAUUCUUUCUGUCACGUGUAUCAUUAUAAAAUCCUCUUAGCCAAAAUAUGUUCUAUAUUCAACCUCUUUUUUCUUCUAAACUCGAUUGCAAAUAACCUCUAAUCUGCUGCCAAUUUUUGCUUAGAAUAUUCCAAUAGCAUUCUAACUGAUAUCCCCCCUUCCAUCCUGUACCCUUAGAGUCAAUUGCAACAUGUCAGACAAUGAUCUUUUUUAAAUGGAAGUCAAAUGAUGUCACACUCCUCUGUUCAGGAUCCUCCAGUGGCUUCUCAGUUCGGUCAGACUGAAAGCUCUCUAACUCCUCCUUCUUACCUCCUGUGUGUUAUUUGAACAUCUCUGGAAUGCUCCAACCUUAUUGAAACUUUCCAGUUGAUAUCACUGUGUCUUCCAUGUUCCUUCCUGAGAUACCCAUGUGGCUCACUCCUUUAUCUCCUCAAAUAUGACCUUGUGAAUGCCAUAGCAGCCAAUAAACAUCAUAAAACAGACAUAUUGGUAAUAAACCUCAGGUGAAGGUAAAAGAGAAUUAUAAGAAAUAUUCAAUUCAAAAUUGGCUUAAAAAGAGGAAAAUGAUAUGGGAGACAUAGAAACCAAAUAGUAAUAUUUAAGCCAAACCUUAUCAAUGAUUACAAAAACUGCAAAUAGAGCAUCAAAUGAAAAAUCAAAGAUGAUCAAAUUGCAUUAAAAUGGAAGUUCCGACUGUUUUAGUAUAGCAAAAAUUCUUGUAAAAAUUAAAAAUGUAAAUAUGCAAGCAAAAUGAUUGAAUAAGUCAUACUACGCAUUUUCUAUUCAUAAAAAGUCUGGAUUAGCUAUAGUCAUAUCAGACAAAGUAACUUUCAGAACAAAACAAAAUUAUGGAAAAAGCGAGGCAUUUCUAAGAUACAGUGGUCAAUUCAUCAGGAAGACAAAAUGAUCUUAAAUGCGUGUACACCCAGUAGCAGGGAUUCAAAGUGAAGGAAGCAAAAAAUUACUAAACCAAAGAAAGAAUUGACAAACCCAUAGUUAUGGCUGAAGAUUUCAAAACUCUUCUCUUAGCAAUUUACAGAAAAAAUAGAGAAUAAAUUUACAGGAACAUAAAAGUCCUGAAUAAUAUAAUCAUAUAACUUAACCUAAAUAUAGAAUGCAUAUUGCCUAUCUCUUAAUAAGUUGCUCUAGGUAUUAUUAUUUUUAAUAGAUUUGUCUUCUGGGCCUCAUACUAGAGUUGUGAGUGGACUGCCCACCACAACUACAGUAUUAGAGUGUUCUGGGUUUGUUCAUGUACUUAAUUUUACCAGUGGGUUUUAUACCUUUAAAUAUUUUCUUUGUUCAUGUUAGUGUUUAUAUUUCAUAUAAAAACAGAAGAAAAACUAGGAAAUACUUACCAAAGUUCUCUUCUUCCUUUUCCAAUUUCCCACCUUGUCUCAAAAGGUUUCCACUUCCUCCCCUUUGCCAUCUCCUUCCCUGGUUUCCAUCUCCUCCCCUAGUUACCACCCACAAUGAGCUAGCUGUGAGCACCUUUUAUUAAUUAUCUUCACUAAGUUUUACAAUUUAGCACUCAGACUCUUGUACAAGAUUUUCAUGCUUUGGGUUCACUUUCUCUUUCUGGGAGCAUGAUUUUAGCUCAGUCUUAGAUCCUUCAUUUCUCUUUCUUUUCUGUGUAAUUUUCCCAGACAAUUCUCCCCCAAAUCUUAUUCUCUAUACAGUUUCAAGGCAAGAACUUGAGAAAUAACUCUGUUGAACGUUGCUGUUUACAUUUCUACUUAGAGGUUAUUUGAAAUUUAUGGCUUUGUAGCUUUAUUUGUUCUUGUUGAACAGUUUUGUUGGAGGAUGUCUCUUGAGAAUUUAAUUUAUGUGGUCAUCAUUAUGCUUGAGCACUUGGAAGAUAAACAAUUGAAAAUUAAAACAAAAAAGAUGGGUUUAAAAACAUAUCAAACUUAGCUGAAGUGAAUAUUAGUGAACUAGAAGAUAGCUAUCAAGAAGUAGAUUACCUCAGAAAGAGAGAGAGAUAAAGAUAUAAAAGAUUUUGAAGAAUAAAUAUAUGGAGAAUAAAGGUAAUGAGUACUAGGUAAUUAUUUGUAGCCUUGACAUACUAGGUGGCAUAUCAUUAGGAUAUAUUUAAAUUUAUUUUUCCAUAGCUGUUAGUACAUAAGUCCUCAAUUUUUCUGUUAAGCCAUUGCUGUUUUGUUGUUAACAGGUAGAAAUGUUGUGUAUAGUAAAGAAACCAAUCCCUUGU